Oryza sativa Japonica Group (Japanese rice) is the source of this 868-nucleotide messenger RNA. NCBI's taxonomy places the organism in Eukaryota, Viridiplantae, Streptophyta, Magnoliopsida, Poales, Poaceae. The record is from RefSeq and is a predicted model, not a curated record.
UGGGUUUGCAGAGAAAGUGUGACAGUGUGACAGAUGUGCAUCAUGUGGGUCACAAACUCAUUUCACAGUCACACACCAGAUAAGCUUCCUCCCCUCCCCUGCAUCCACUCCACAGUCCACCACACCACAAACGUAUCUGCGGACUGCGGCGAUCGAUUUGGGAGGAGAGGAUUCAGACGACGAUCGAUCGCUCAGAAUUCAGAUGACCAGCGUGAGGCGAGCAGACAAACGCAGCUGAUUCGACGGAUUCAGAAUGGCAUCAUCAGUUGCAGGCUCAGUGACUCGUCGUCCUCCUCCCGUGCUGCUGGCUUGCCGAUCGCGACCAAAUAAUCGUCGCCUCAUCAGAUUGUUACCGCUCCUCUUCGCCGUCGUCGUCUUGCUUGCUCUUCUUCCACCAUGCGUUCAUGGAGCUCGUGCUCUGAAUGAUGCCAAAGAAGCCAAAGAGGCCAGCGACCAGACGACGACGACGACGCACGCCGCGGCGGCGGCGGUGGCUCGGUGGUCUGUCACCGUGAGGGAAGGAGGAGGUGGUGGUGGUCACGGCAGCGGCCAUGCCGGCGCCGGCCACGGCCACGGCAGCGGCCACGGCAGGCCGGAGCCAGCCGAGCACCACACGGGCAGGCGCAGCGCGGCGGCCGGAUCCGUGCGCCCUCCCAUGGCGGCCUCCUGCGCCGCCCUCCUUGUCGCCGCCGUCGUCGCUCUGCUUCGCUUCUGAAUGAAUGAAUUCUGGACCCGAAUCGCUCCCGAUUUCGCAUUUGAAUUUAAAUCGAUUCAUCUUGCUGUGUGUACAUAGAAUGAAAUGAAAUGAAUCCAAAUGAAUCGCCAAGAAUCCGCCCGAUUCGGGGAUUCCCGGCGAGAUUUUUCCGCA